Molecule: messenger RNA, 2905 nt
Organism: Panthera uncia (snow leopard)
Lineage: Eukaryota; Metazoa; Chordata; Mammalia; Carnivora; Felidae
Product: zinc finger protein 512-like
Exons: 9
Molecular function (GO): zinc ion binding
Source: RefSeq, a predicted model, not a curated record
GGUGUUGAGAAGAGAUGGGAGGAAAUUUUGAUAGUAACAGAUUGGAUAGCAAAGGUGAUAUGUUGGGCUUCAAGUUUCUGUCUUGUGUCAGGGAGGAAGCAACGGCCUAAAACUCAACCUAAUCCUAAAUCCCAGGCUCGUCGUAUUCGGAAGGAACCACCAGCUUACGCAGCAGGCAGUUUGGAGGAACAAUGGUACCUAGAAAUCGUGGAUAAAGGCAGUGUCUCCUGUCCUACCUGCCAGGCGGUGGGGAGGAAGACCAUAGAGGGCUUAAAGAAACACAUGGAGACCUGCAAACAGGAAAUGUUUACUUGUCAUCACUGUGGGAAACAACUUCGUUCACUGGCAGGGAUGAAGUAUCACGUGAUGGCAAAUCAUAAUAGCUUGCCCAUUUUGAAGGCUGGAGAUGAAAUAGACGAACCAAGUGAGAGAGAGCGGCUCCGAACAGUUUUAAAGAGACUGGGAAAGCUCAGGUGCAUGCGCGAGAGUUGCUCUAGUAGCUUCACCAGCAUCAUGGGAUAUCUGUACCAUGUCAGAAAAUGUGGCAAAGGGGCUGCAGAGCUGGAGGAGAUGACCCUGAAAUGUCACCACUGUGGAAAGCCAUAUAAAUCGAAGGCUGGACUUGCGUAUCACCUGAGGUCAGAGCAUGGGCCUAUCUCAUUCUUUCCAGAGUCAGGACAGCCAGAGUGCUUAAAGGAGAUGAGCCUGGAGCCAAAGAGUGGGGGUCGAGUUCAGAGGCGUUCUGCCAAGAUAGCUGUGUACCACCUGCAGGAGCUGGCUUCUGCUGAACUGGCCAAGGAAUGGCCUAAGAGGAAGGUGCUUCAGGAUUUGGUGCCUGAUGACCGGAAGUUAAAAUAUACUCGCCCUGGGCUUCCUACCUUCAGCCAGGAAGUACUACACAAAUGGAAGUCAGAUAUCAAGAAAUAUCAUCGCAUUCAGUGCCCUAACCAGGGUUGUGAGGCUGUCUACAGUAGUGUAUCAGGCCUUAAGGCUCACCUGGGCUCUUGUACCUUGGGAAACUUUGUGGCUGGAAAAUACAAGUGUCUUCUGUGUCAAAAAGAAUUUGUGUCAGAGAGUGGUGUCAAGUAUCACAUCAACUCUGUCCACGCCGAGGUGAGGUCCCUGCUUUUCCCAUCAUGUUUUUGUAAUCCUUGGAACCCAUACAUGUGCCCCAAGAAAGGUGGAAUUUGUGUGUUGUGUUGGGCUAGGACUGCCAAGGAAAGUAGCUUGAAAGUGGUUACUGGAGACAUUGGAGUUAAAAUACUUUGUAAAAUUAGAUGCAUAAUUAUAUUUUCUAUGAAAGCAUUUGUAGUCAGUAUAAGUCUGAGCAUCCUUGAGCUCUUCUGAGUCUUUUAAAUUCAGUUAAAUCAGGCAUGUGGGCAGUAGGCUGAGUUUACACCUUUGGAAUUCUUGUUUCCUGACGUUCUCCAUACUUCCGUUUUCUAGUAUUCUAAUUAAUGUUGUGGAGCAACCUGUUUUUAAGGUUGUUUAAAAUACCGCAAAGAGGGGCGCCUGGGUGGCUCAGUCGGUUGGGUGACCGACUUCGGCUCAGGUCAUGAUUUCACGGUCCGUGAGUUCGAGCCCCUCAUCGGGCUCUGUGCUGACAGCUCAGAGCCUAGAGCCUGUUUCAGAUUCUGCGUCUCCCUCUCUCUCUGACCCUCCCCCGUUCAUGCUGUGUCUCUGUCUCAAAAAUAAAUAAACGUAAAAAAAAAAAAAAAACCCACAAAGAAACAACUAUGAAAGACAUUAAUGAGACAGCUGGAGUCAUUGGAAUACGACUCUAUUAAAUAAUCAUAAUGAGUCAAUGUUAAUGUUCCCAAAUGUGAUCAUUGUAUUGUUUUGCAGGGGAAUGCCCUUGUUCUUAGGUAGAUAUAUGCUGAAAUUUUUAGGGAUGAAAUACGCCUGAAAAUAAAUUGCAAAUGGAAGAAGGAAGAAAGGAAAGAGAGGUUAACGAUGGUAAAUCUAGGGUUCAUUGAACUAUUAGAACUUUUCUGAAGGUUUGUACAUUUUGACAAUUAAAAAACAAAUUCUGUGUAAAAGUGUUCUAAAGUUCAGGGGUGCCUGGGUGGUUCAGUUGGUUGAGUGUUCGACUUCGGCUUAGGUCAUGAUCUCGCAGUCUGUGAGUUUGGGCCCCUUGUUGGGCUCUGUGCUGACAGCUUAGAGCCUGGAGCCUGCUUUAGAUUCUGUGUCUCCCUCUCUCUCUGCCCCUCCCCUGCUCACGCUCUCUCUCUCUUUCUCUUUCUCUCUCUCAAAAAUAAACAUUUGAAAGAAAAAUUUUUAAAAAUGCUUUAAAGUUCAGAAAGCUGAGUCUUUUUUUUCUCUUAGGGCAAGUUUUUAGUAAUAUAGGUGAGUAGAGAAAUUGUUUCCUGUAUAAUUAAAUACCCGUAUUGCAAAAGCUAAAGGAGUAGAGUGCAUUCUCUUGGAAUAUCUGACUGCAGAAACUAUUGUUGCCUGAUAAGGAAAAAUAGCAAGCACCUUCAGCUGUUCUCUGCCCUCACAUUUAAUAGUUUUUAACAAUGUGGGCUGUAGUUAGUGUCAUCAAAUGUGGUUCUUGUUGUUUUACCAGUUUAAGCUUUGGGAGGCCCUUUCCAUGUCUGAGAUUUCUUCUGGAAUGCAGUCCUAUCUUUUUUUUAUAAUAAUAGUGUACCUUUUUAUGCUUCAGGAAGUACUUAAAAGGUAAUUAUCUCGAGGUCCCUGGGUGGCUCAGUUGGUUAAGUGCCUGAUUGUUGAUUUUGGCUCAGGUCAUGAUCUCAUGGUUCCUUAGUUUGAGACCCGUGUCAGGUUCUACACUGACAGCUCAGAGCCUGAAGCCUGUUUCGGAUUCUGUGUCCUCCUCUCUCUCUCUGCCUCUUCCCCGCUUGUGUACGUGUUUUCCCUCUGUCUCAAAAAUAAAUAAAUAAACAUU